GGGUUACAUAAUAAAUCCCUUAAGCCUUUGAGUGGCCAUUGACAAAAAACAGCCUCAAUGUGAGGAGGUGUGGUUGUUAAACCACCAGUUGUAGUCACAUAUAAAUUCAUCUGCUCACAUAUGAGGGCGCACUUGGGGACUGUCCAGGUCUAACCAGUGUGAAACCAUGGCAAACCGCUGGGGCGUUAUCUUCUUAGGGGUAUUUGUGCUGCUGGUGUGCUUCAGAAGGACCGAGCUAACACCUCAGCACGGGCAAUCUUCAAAAAACCCACCUCCUCAGAGCAACCUUCCACCUCAGAAUCCAACAGGUCUGAAUCCCUUGUUUCCUCCCGACGGCCCAUUUGCAACCGAACCUUUGGAUCCUUCAUAUCUGUGGUUAUCUGGUCAUCCUGGGCUGAAUCCAUUUAAAGAUCCUGGAGGGCAGAUGAAUGUUAAAAAUCCGAUGGGCCAGAAUCCUGUUAAACACCUUGGAGGGCAGCAUCCUAUCAAGUAUCCUGGAGGGCAGACUCCUGUAAAUAAUCGUGCUGUUUGGGAUGUCCCUCAAGGGCAGAAUCCUCCAAAUCCUGGAAUGCAGUAUCCUAGUCAAAAUCCUGGAGUGCAGUAUCCUGGUCAAAAUCCUGGAGGGAAGUAUCCUGUUCAAAAUCCCAGAAUGCAGUAUCCUCAAAAUCCCGGAGGACAGAAUCCUCCAAAUCCCGGAAUGCAGUAUUCUCAAAAUCCCGAAGGAGAGAAUCCUGUUAAAAAUCCCGGAGGACAGUAUCCUCAAACUCCCGGAAUGCAGUAUCCUAAAAAUCCCGGAGGACAGAAUCCUGUUAAAAAUCCCAGAGUGCAGAAUCCUCAAAAUCCUGGAUUGCAGUAUCCUCAAAAUCCCGGAGGUCAAAAUCCUCAAAAUCCCGGAAUGCAGUAUCCUCAAAAUCCCGGAGGACAGAAUCCUCAAAAUCCUGGAGUGCAGAAUCCUCAGAAUCCCGGAGGACAGAAUCCUCAAAAUCCCGGAGGACAAAAUCCUGUUAAAAAUCCCGGAGUGCAGUAUCCUGGUCAAAAUCCCGGGAUGCAGUAUCCUCAAAAUCCCGGAGGACAGAAUCCUCAAAAUUCUGGAGUGCAGAAUCCUCAGAAUCCCGGAGGACAGAAUCCUCAAAAUACUGGAGGACAGAAUCCUCAAAAUCCCGGAGGACAAAAUCCUGUUAAAAAUCCAGGAGGCCAGUAUCCUGGUCAAAAUCCCGGAAUGCAGUAUCCUCAAAAUCCCGGAAUGCAGUAUCCUCAAAAUCCUGGAGGACAGAAUCCUCAAAAUUCCGGAGCGCAGAAUCCUCCAAAUCCCGGAGGACAGAAUCCUCAAAAUCCCGGAGGACAAAAUCCUGUUAAAAAUCCCGGAGGGCAGUAUCCUGGUCAAAAUCCCGAAAUGCAGUAUCCUCAAAAUCCCGGAAUGCAGUAUCCUCAAAAUCCUGGAGGACAGAAUCCUCAAAAUUCCGGAGGACAGAAUCCUGUCAAAAAUCCCGGAGGGCAGUAUCCUCAAAAUCCUGGAGGACAGAAUCCUCAAAAUCCCGCAGGACAAAAUCCUGUUAAAAAUCCCGGAGGGCAAUAUCCUGGUCAAAAUCCCGGAAUGCAGUAUCCUCAAAAUCCCGGAAUGCAGUAUCCUCAAAAUCCUGGAGGGCAGAAUCCUCAAAAUCCCGGAGGACAGAAUCCUGUCAAAAAUCCCGGAGGACGGUAUCCUCAAAAUCCCGGAAUGCAGUAUCCUCAAAAUCCCGGAGGACAGAAUCCUCAAAAUCCCGGAGUGCAGAAUCCUCAAAAUCCCGGAGGACAGAAUCCUCAAAAUCCCGGAGGACAAAAUCCUGUAAAAAAUCCCACAGGACAGAAUCCUGUUGAAAGUCCUGGAGGGCAGAAUCCUGUUAAAAUUCCUGAUUGGGGUGUUCAACACGGCAAUCCUCCCCUAAAUCAUUUUCCUGAUGCUUUUGUUUAUGAUCAUUCUACCAAACAUACGAAGAACCCUGAAUACCCCACGACUCCUUUCAAUAGGUGUGAUGUGUAUACAACUGCUCGAGUCCCGUGUGGAAGAGAUGAUAUCUCUGCGGAGGCUUGUGAUGCUCUUCAGUGCUGCUAUAAUGGAGGCAUGUGCUACUUUGGGAAGACGGUGACUGUCCAGUGCACCAAAGAUGCUCAGUUUAUCGUAGUGGUAGCCAGAGAUGCCACCUUACCCUCCAUCGACCUGGAAACCUUUUCACUAUUGGGAGAUGGUCCUGGCUGCAUGCCUGUUGACUCGAAUUCCGUUUUUGCAAUCUACCAGUUUCCUGUGACCACCUGUGGAACUGUUGUUACGGAGGAGCCUGGUAUGAUAAUCUAUGAGAAUAGGAUGACCUCCUCGUAUGAAGUGGCCAUGGGACCUCUGGGUGCUAUAACCCGAGACAGCAGCUACGAUUUACUCUUCCAGUGUCGGUACAGGGGCACUUCAGUUGAAACUAUUGUUGCAGAAAUUUUCCAACCGCACGAGCAUCCUGCAGCAGUGUUUGCUCGAGGUCCCAUCAGUGUGCAGCUGAGGUUGGGUAAUGGGCGAUGCCUCACGAAGGGUUGUGACGAAGAGGAAGUGGCCUACAACUCUUACUAUUUGGCCGCGGACUAUCCUGUGACCAGAAUCUUGAGGGAUCCCGUGUAUGUGGAGGUUCAACUCAUGGAUAGGAGUGACGCCAACCUUGUCCUUAAUCUCGGCCGCUGUUGGACCACCACGAGUGAAAAUCCUCACAGUCUGCCUCAGUGGGACAUUCUUAUUAACGGAUGUCCAAACAGAGAUGAUCGCUACACGUCCUCUUUGAUUCCAGUUGGUCCAAACUCUGGUCUGGAAUUCCCAAGACAUUACAGGCGUUUCAGUUUCCAAAUGUUUACCUUCGUGGACCCCAACUCACUAGAACCACAAAAAGAGCAGGUGUAUAUUCACUGCAGUACAUCUAUCUGCAACGCUGGAGCUGGCUUCUCUUGUGAACCGAAUUGCUUAAGCCGGAGAAGGAGAGACGCCAAAGAUGCAGUCAAGAAGAUGGCUGAGCCAAGGAUUGUGGCCUCUUCUGGACCUCUGCAGAUGAUUAGCCGGGCAGUGUAA
Hippocampus zosterae (dwarf seahorse) is the source of this 3079-nucleotide messenger RNA. RefSeq names its product protein pygopus-like. The record is from RefSeq and is a predicted model, not a curated record. NCBI's taxonomy places the organism in Eukaryota, Metazoa, Chordata, Actinopteri, Syngnathiformes, Syngnathidae. Gene Ontology annotation, cellular component: egg coat. Gene Ontology annotation, molecular function: acrosin binding; structural constituent of egg coat. Bases 167 to 3079 code for a protein of 970 amino acids. The transcript has 8 exons. Gene Ontology annotation, biological process: prevention of polyspermy; binding of sperm to zona pellucida.